This is a messenger RNA of Colossoma macropomum (tambaqui), 1461 nucleotides long. RefSeq names its product mucin-2-like. The annotation marks the transcript as partial. NCBI's taxonomy places the organism in Eukaryota, Metazoa, Chordata, Actinopteri, Characiformes, Serrasalmidae. The transcript has a single exon. The record is from RefSeq and is a predicted model, not a curated record.
AAACCUGAACUUGUUACUACACUUGGAACAUCACCAAAACCUGAACCUGUUACUACUCCAGUAACAUCACCAAAAUCUGAACCUGUAACUACACCUGGAACAACCCCAAAACCUGAACCUGUUACUACAAUGGCAACAUCACCAAAACCUAAACCUGUUACUACACCUGAAACAACACCUAAACCUGAACCUGUUAUUAGACCUGAAACAUCACCCAAACCUGAACCUAUUUCUACACCAGCAACAUCACCAAAACAUGAGCCUGUGACAACACCUGGAGCAACACCAAAACCUGAACUUGUUACUACACCAGCAACAUCACAAAAACCUGAAACUGUUACUACACCUGGAACAACACCAAAACCUGUUCCUGAUGCUACACCGGCAACAUCACCAAAACCUGAACUUGUUACUACACUGGCAACAUCACUAAAAGGUGAACCUUUUACUACACCUGGAACAUCACCAAAGCCUGAACCUUUUACCACACCUGGAACAACACCAAAACCUGAACCUGUUACUACACUGGCAACAUCACCAAAAACUAAACCUGUUACUAUACCAGCAACAACACCAAAACCUGAACCUGAGACUACACCAGCAACAUCACCAAAACCUGAACCUAUUUCUGCACCUGGAACAUCACCAAAACCUGAACCUGUUACUACACGGGCAACAACACCAAAACCUGAACCUAUUACGACACCAGCAACAUCACCAAAAUCUGAACCUGUCACUACACCUCAAAUAUCACAAAAACCUGAACCUGUUACUACACCGCCAACAUCACAAAAACCUGAACCUAUUACCACACCUGGUACAUCACCAAAACCUGAACCUGUUAUUACACCGGCAACAUCACCAAAACCUGAACUUGUUAUUACACCAGCAACAUCGCCAAAUUUUGAACCUUUUACUACUUCAGCAACAACACCAAAACCUGAAACUGUUACUACACCAGCAACAUCAAAAAAACCUGAACCUGUUACUACAUCAGCAACAUCACUAAAACCUGAACCUGUUACCACACCUCAAAUAUCACCUAAACCCGAACCUAUUACUACACCAGCAACAUCACCAAAACCUGAACCUGUUACCACACCUCAAAUAUUACCUAAACCCGAACCUAUUACUACACUUGGAACAUCACCAAAACCUGAAACUGUUACUACACCUGGAACAACACCAAACCCUGUUUCUGUUACUACACUGGCAACAUCACCAAAACCUGAACUUGUUAUUACACCUGGAACGUCACCAAAAUCUGAACCUGUUACUACAUCACCAAAACCUGAACCUGUUAUUACACUUAGAACAUCACCAAAACCUGAACCUGUUACUACACCUGGAACAACACUAAACCUGAACCUAUUGCUAUACUUGCAACAACACCAAAAUCUGAACCUGUUACAACACCUGGAACAUCACCAAAACCUGAACCUGUUACUACAUCUGGAAUAA